CCUCCUGCCCCGCAUGCAAACUGCCCAUCGUCCGCUCUUCACUUCUUAUCAGCGCUAAAAUUUUCCGGCGAUGUCUUCCCGCUUAAAUCCGCGCAGUUUUUAGUUUUCGGAACUGUGCCUUUUCUGGCAAAUAAUAAUUAUAAGUAAUUAUGGAAUUCAACCAAGUUAUAACUAGCGAAAUUCUGCCAUCCAACUGGCAACAUGAAAUUGUAUCAGAAAAGUCGCAAAAUGGUGAAUGCCAUAUCCGUUGCAACUUAUUCAACAUGCAAGACUGCAGUGACUGGGUAUGCGAAUUUUCCUUGAACACAGCCACGCAAUGGAAAACACGAAGUACAAAACCAAACCAAUCAGUGAAAAUUGUCUGUCAGAAAUUAUUGUAUUGCCACCAUAGCGAUUACCAAAAAAGGCCUGUCGAUGAGAAAAAUAACAAUAAACGAGGUUUGUCUAAAAGCACCAGCUGUUCAGCUCAGCUAAUUAUCACGGUGAAAGUUACUACUCCAUAUACGAAGCGCAACGAUCCUUACGUCAAAAAUGGAAUGCCCGGGAUUAUUAUUAUACGUGGAUCUCACAAUCACCCUUUAAAUUCACCUUCGGCAAUGAAGCAUUUAACAACACCAACAAGUAUUCGUGAUGAGUUCUUCGAGUAUUUCAGUUUGGGCAUGAAUAUUGCCAGUGCUAGCCAGUACCAUGAAAAUAAGAUCUUGUUUGAAGAUCGAAAUGGUGAAACAGAGAAAAAUUCGUUGGAUGAUGAAACGCUGUUAGGUAAUGCUCAAAUGAACCCAACAAAACGAGCAGUGCAAUAUUGGUAUAUGUUGUGGAGAAAUUCGAGUUUUGGUCCUAGAGAUGGUUCCGAUUUACUGCCAGUGCUCGACAAAAGAAUCGCGAUGUAUGCUGCGGAUGAUAUUAUUAUUAAAUAUGAGACGGACCCCUUUGCACUAAUUAUUGUGACGCCUAUCAUGCAACGAAUUCAUCAGUGUGAUUUUUCCCGAAAAAUACUCUUCAUUGAUACUACGUCGUGCUGCGAUCAUGAGAACUAUGCGAUAACAUUUCUACUCAGUGCAACGCCAUGUGGAGCAGUACCUUGUGGUGUUAUCAUCACUAAAGAUCAGACCAUGAAUUCGUUUGAAAAUGCGUUCAAAAUUCUACAGCAAGCAAUUGUAGAGAAAUUAGGUAGUUCUUUUUUUAAUCAGAACUAUGCGAACGUGAUUAUGACCGAUAAUUGUGCGGCAGAGAUCGGAGCAGCCAAGGCGAUUUGGCCAGAUAGUGUUUUGUUGUUAUGCAUAUUCCAUGUACUACAAUACGUACUUCGAUGGUUGCAAGACGCAAAUCAUAAAAUUGAAAAGGCGCACCAAGGAGAUUUGAUGUCCACUUUCCAAACGAUUCUCUACAGUACUGAUAUAAAAGAAGCUGAUGACGCGUACGAAAGUGCAAUGGCCAUAGGAAGCAGUUAUCCAGGAUGGCAGAGUUACUUACAGGAUCAAUAUGCCAUGAAAGAGAAGUGGUGUUUAGCUUAUAGAGUCGGCCUAACAGCUCAUCAUACGAAUAAUUUCGCGGAGAUUUCUAUCAGACUAUUUAAAGAAAAUGUUCUCGAUAGAGUUAAAGCUUAUAACUUGGUAGCAUUACUUGAUUUCAUUGUAACUACAAUGGAAGUUUUUUACAAAAGAAAGUUGCGUGAAUUUUACAACUCUCGGGAUCGACGUAAGCAUUUGUACCUGCAAGAAAUCUUUAGAAGAGCCGAAUACAUUCAGCGUGAGGACAUCGUUAAGAUUAAUGAGCAUACCUAUGAAGUUCCCAGCCAAAAUAUUGCUGGUACUAUUUACACCGUUGAUUCUGAAAAGGCUACAUGUAACUGCAAAGGUGGUGUGAUGGGUAAGCUAUGUAAACAUAUUGCCGCAGUUUAUCAGUUUUAUGAUGUGAAAAAUAGCAUCUUUCCAUCUAUCACCAUUGAAGGCCGUCGUCAAAUGGCAUUCGUUGCUCUUGGAGAAAAAAUGCCAUCCAUUGAUUACUUUUUACCUCUACAUGUUUCUACUAUGACAGAAAAGGAACGCCGACUUCGUGAUAAUUUGAAUUCAAAUGUAAUUGAAAUAUCUGCUGUGAAUGUUUUAGAAACUGAAAACGAACUCCGUGAUAAUAUUGUGAAUCUUGAUCAUGCCGAAAUGGCAUCUGUGAACAGUGCAGUGGAGGAAAAUGCAAACUUGGAGAAAGCUAACGAUGUUGAAGAUGAAGAAUAUAAUUUUGCAGAUUUACUCGAUCUUUUGCAUCAGUUGAAUGGAAAGUUUGGGCUCGCUGAUAUGUCUCAACAAGGAGUCAAAAAGUUUAUUUGCCGAUUACGCAAAAUUAGAUCGUCCGGACAGUGGGUAAGUUUUUUACACACUGCAGCUAAAAGUGUGCCGCUUCGUCGUGCACUUGGAGCACGCAUAAAGGUGCAACCUACGGCGAUCCAACGAAGAAAAAAUCGUAAUAAUCGUCAACCUGCUGCUGUAAAUAGGCGACAUAGAAUUGCUCCUAAAAAGAAUGAUAAAAAACAUUCAAUCUCGCUACGUAUGUACGUUUGAUUUUCUGAUUGUAUUCGUUUCUGUAAAAUUUGCAUCGUUUUAUUAUUAUUGAUUUUGAAUUUUUGAUCUUUAUGAUAUAUUUGAGUUAUGAGUUUCUGAACUUUGCAUACUUUUACUGUUAUUAUUAUUAAUUAUUAUUCUUAGAAUUUUUUUGAAAAUUUCCUAUUUUUGGUGUGACGCAUUUCUAAAAUGAUCACCCGCUUAUUGCAUAAUUAUUUUUGGCAUUUGGUGCUUAGCAACUUUUCCCAAAGGGUGAUAUUAUUACCUUUAUUAUUUUAUUUUUUAUUUACUUCGUUAAUUUGAUGUUUGCAUUAUAAUAAUGGAAUAAAAAUUGCCAUUAAAUUUCGUCACAUUCAUUAAUAAUCGGUGAAAUUAUGGCAUUAGCAAUUUGGCCAUGAAUUGAAGGAUUUUGAAUGGAUCGGAGAAGCGCGCGUGAUGGGCGGAGCGAGGUGUAUGGAGUACUGCAGCGCCGGCCAAUGAGAUCGCGCAAAAA
Planococcus citri (citrus mealybug) is the source of this 3048-nucleotide messenger RNA. RefSeq lists its product as uncharacterized. Gene Ontology annotation, molecular function: zinc ion binding. The transcript has 4 exons. The record is from RefSeq and is a predicted model, not a curated record. Lineage: Eukaryota; Metazoa; Arthropoda; Insecta; Hemiptera; Pseudococcidae. The coding region runs from base 150 to 2555 and encodes 801 amino acids.